UGAUAAAGCAGAAGACACGCACUGGCAAACGCUCUCUGACAGAGAUGCUGCACUGAAGCUUAACACUUCUGCUUUUCAUGGUGCAUGAAUGCAUUUGGUCAGAUGAGGAAUGAUGCUAUGGACCAUUAUCUUCAUUUGAUUGGCACAGAUGAAGAGGGCUAGCAUGUCUCGUCCUGUAUGGAGCUCACUUCAGAUGUCCUGUUCUCUCUGGCUCCUCCUUCUGUCCUCUUCUAUCAGGUUUAAUCCUGCUGUAUCUGAAUUAGUAUUUUCAGUGUUACCUGAAGAUGGCGUUGGGAUUUUAAAUAGCUCUCUGAUGCUGCAUUGCACAGUGUUUGAUUCUGGCCUGAAGGCUCCUCUAACAGUCAAAUGGGAGAAAGACACUGGAGGUCUGGACAGCAGGAUUCAUCAGUUGGCCAAUGGCUCCCUUUUCUUCCCCUACCUAAAAGAAGAAGACUUUGGAAACUAUUCUUGCAGUGCAAAGAGAGGCAACAAACAGAUUCAGACCACUGUCAUGAUCAGCAAAGCAUGCCUGGAGGAUGUGUUCUUUCACCCUCAGUCCAUGAGAACUGAAGAGGGACGUGAUGUUUUUCUUCAGUGUGUUUCUGGUGAUAGUUCUCCACCCGCUCAAAUUUCGUGGUUAAAAAAUGGCAGAGUUCUCACUAAAGGAAACCAGAUUCAGGGACAAUAUGGAGGAGGGAGUCAAAGGAAGACUUCUGGCACUUUGCACAUGGCUAACAUCACCAAAGCAGACCAAGGAGUUUAUAUCUGCAUCACCCACAAUUCUCUGCUGAACAUAAGCAAAGGAAGUCAAGCAGCAACUCUGAUGGUGCAUGGAUCCAAUGUAGAUGUAAAGAUUAUUGAAGGCCCCCAAAAUGUCACUGUACCUGUUGAAAUGGAAGCUGCACUUCACUGCUUUGUUGAAGGCUUCCCCAUUCCCACAGUGCAGUGGUUUAAGAAUGGACAUCCAUUACUUAAUUCUUCUAGAUGGGAUCUGCAGAAGGAUGGACAACUGCUGAUUUUUCAGAGAGUUUUGUCGGAAGAUGAGGGCCUGUAUUUCUGUGAAGCUCACAACGAGGGGCAGAAAGUGAUGUCCGAACCAGCCUACCUCCUUCCUGCAGUUAUGGAUUGGAUCUUUGUUCUUGAACCUGCCAACCUAACAGUGAGGAAAGGUGAAUCUGCGACACUUUUCUGCAGGCCUCCUCGCAGCAGACCCCAAGCGCAAGUGUCUUGGUUUAAGAACAACAGACUCCUCCAGACAGAACCGCAUUACACUUUUGAUCCUACUGGAGACCUGGUCUUCCACAGUGUAAAGGACACAGACAGUGGAUUGUAUUUCUGCAGAGCAUCUAAUUUCCAUCUCAAAAGGGCUCUCACAUCGAAAAAAAUCUUCCUGAAUGUUCUUGAACCUCCAUCCGUGACUAUCUGGCCGACUGUGGUGACGUCUCCUGUAGGAGCUGAAGUGGCGAUUCACUGCCAGGUGUUAGGACACCCUGCUCCUUUCAUCAGGUGGUCAAAGCAGGGCCAGUCUAUCCAAACUGGAGGAAAAGUUAUCAUGGGGUUAAGAAACACAACACUCUACAUUUCAUCAGUGAGAACGUAUGAUGAAGGACAUUACACAUGCACAGCAUCCAACACACUGGGUCACGAUCAGAAAACCAUGACUCUUCGAGUUGCUGUAAAACCAGUCAUUGUUUCCUUCGUUGCAUCGCUCACUGUCUCGGAGGGAUCACCUGUCAGUCUCCCUUGUCAAGCUGUUGGAGAUUUUCCUGUCAAAUACACUUGGAUUAGAACUGCGUCAAUACAAAAUUCUCUAAAAAUGCCUGGUCCGAACUCUCCGGUCUCACUCCCGCAACAGAUACACAUUGAUGAUAAUGGGACAUUAGUCAUCUCCAACAUCCAGCGGUCUGAUGCAGGAGAGUAUCACUGUACUGCGGAAAACAGAGUGGGUCAGGAUAUGAGAAGUGUCAUCAUAAUUGUAACUGCUGUGCAUGAUGUCCCACCUGAUAAGGAAGCGCUGAGUGAAACAAUUAUGCCCACUGUUCCAGAGAAUGAGCAAGAGAUAUUUACUAAUUCCAUUCUAUCUGGUUCAAAGCUUCUGAGUAAUACAGAGAUAAAUGAAUCCUUUCAGCAAGCAACUGAAGAUUACACAAAGAUAUCCUUGUUAAAUGCUUUUGUGGAGGACUCACCAACAUACUUGAAUCUUGAAUCUACCCAAGACACUACAGAGUUUAUUUCACUUAAGCCAACUGGCAUUAGCAUAGGAAUUAAUGAGAAAAUCAAACAACCCAUUCCAACACAAAAACCAACCCCUGUGCCUGUCAAACACAUAACAUUUCCCCCACUCAAAGACACUUUUAUACAGGAUACAUAUGAACAUAUGCAUCUAACAGAGCAGGUCACUAAACAUCCAGUACUGAACUCAAAUACAAACAGCCCUUUGCCACCAGACUCAUAUUCUCAAAGUGUAAUGGCUGUAGAGAAUUUCACUGCCUCUGCUCCUGUGGAACAGCAUCUAAAUCAGAGUCCAAUCAUCAAGCAGUCUGGAGGUACCAAGUCUGUGACGAACGACACAGACCUUGUUGAGUCACUCAAGAAAAAUACCUCACAGGCCCCUAUGAGGACCACUGACAAUAAUAACAGAGAAAAGGAGAAAUCCCAAACUUGGUUGCCUGUGAUCGAGAAGCAUGAUAUUCCUAUUGUCGUUGGAGUUGGUGUUUCGUUAGCAUUCAUCUUUAUUGCCAUGGCCUUUUACUCUCUGGUUCAGAAAAAUGAUCCUGCAGCUGUACCUACAGGGAGGGCAGCGUUGAGGGGAAUUUGUGGGCCUUGCAGACAUGGGGAACGUCUUGCAAUGGAAAGGACAUAUGAUAACAAGGCAUUUGAAGAUGACAAUUUGGUGGCUGUUAUUGAGCAAAGCCCCAACACAUCAGAGACAAGAGCACUCCCAACAGAAGGCAGCCCAUCCACCUUGAUGAUGGAGCCACCGUCCGAUAAUUUGCAAGAGGGUGUCCAGUCCAACCAGGACCUGCCAGUUAUUGUGGAGACUCACCCAGAGCCUAGAGAAGAGGACCAGUUGGAGACUAUAUUUGAGGAGGGGAAGGUCACUCCCUCACCACUUUCUGACAUUCAGCUUCAGUGCAUGGAGGACUGGAGGAGCAGAGAGUUCGACCCUGGUCAGGACGCCCCCUCACCUCCUCCAGCCAAUCCAACACCUGCCCAGGAAGAGGGCCUCCGCUCUUCCCUGACCCUUCAGACCAGCGAUCCCUCCUCAACUCCGGUGCGCCACAGCAUCAAUAUCUCCCAUGCUUUCUCUCCCCUGCUGUUGUCCCACUGCGUGUCCCUGGGCAUGACCUCUGUGGCCGUGGAUGUGCACUUCUACCCUUCGGCCACAUCAGCAGCCGGCCAUCCUCCAUGCCCUGCCUUUGGACCCCCAGGCCAGCAGGUGAACACCAGGCUGGAGCACGAACUGAAUGCACCCUCUGCUAGCCACAGUAAAUAACAAGAGUGUGUGACAAACGUUGAAGUCAUGAAAAAGCUCUUUUUUAAAUCGCUCACUUCAUAAGGCUGCUGGCAGUUAGGUUAAAGAUGGUGCUGAUGCUUUUUUAAAUAAUUGUCAUAUUUCCUAUGAUGUUGGUUUAAUGAAAGGCAGCAUGAGCUCAUAUGGAGUGAUGCAUUAGAAUGACUGCGUCUGAAUUCCUGUACUUUCACAGUAUAAUUACUUUGCAUACUACAUCUGCCAUACUGUAAAAAAAAUGUCCUAUUAAAUUUAUGGUGGAAAUGGCAAUAAUUAACCCUAAAAAUGCAGUGACGUUGUUUCCGAUAUUAUGGGAUGGCAUAUAUAUUAUUGGUGGUAAAUUACUGAUUAUAAAAAGAAAUAUAGCUGCAAGCAGCGUUUAUUGGGGUUCAAGCGUUUUAAGGCAUUUAAGCACAUAUGAAAAAAGACAUUAUUUAGCAAGCUUGUAACCACCUAAAUCAAUUAUUUAAAAAGCAUUUUUGGUAAAUCCAUAGCUAAUUCAUCAUAGAAAUAUUAUGUUUUUUAACAGGUAAGACUGUGAGCACCAGCUGUGGUCUGAUCACCUUAAAUCUUUGCAUGCUAGUUUAGAAUAAUCUGUUGCAUGUGCUCAGCAGGUUUCGUAAAGUUUUGUGUUUUUUUACAUCUUCUCAAUCAUUUAACAAACACUUUGAUUGACAGCGGUGAUUCUAGAGGCAAAGUUGUCCAGAAUGAGGAGUUUUAUCGCAUGAUACGAAUAUCACACGUAUGUGCAAAAACCCACCCGACGCACAAUCAUUUGCGCCCUUAAUAAAUGCGAUAUUGUCCUCCCAGUGGCUGAUUUCUUUCAAAAUUUUCUCAGAUUUUUGUGGCCGUGAGUCAAACAGGCCCACCUCGGUUUUGUUCUGAUCAGCCUCCGUUAACCUUGUCUAACAGGUGCUCAAAAUUCGUUGGCCCAUGGCAGCCAUGUUUUUUGAGAUACACAGAUGUUCUUGUAGACACAUGUGGCACUUCAGACCAAGACUGCACACCAAUUUUCAUGUUGAUAGGACUAAUGGUUGUGCAGUUGUAGUCAAUUUUAGGUUUUUACCCUCUUAUACCACCACCAAUUGGCCAAGCUCCACAAUAUUUUUUUCCCUGUGGCCUUAGAUUGAGCUCUUACAUAAGUGUUCUUACAUAAGAGCUUGGCAGAGAUAUCUCAUUUUGUUCAGGAGUUAUAGGCAUUUUACUAAAAGUGGCCCUGGCCCUUUCGAAAGUUUUGGCGCCCCUUUGACGGUGAGUCAAAAGUUUUUUUUGAUAAUAAUUGAUAUUCACGCUCCAGAGAAUCUUUAUGCAUUGGUUUGGUUCCAAUCGGGUGGAAAACACCUAGGACUAGUCAGCAAAAGUAGGUUUUUUGGAAAAUGCAGAAUACACAAAAAAUUCGCCAAGCUCACGAUCGAGCCAAGGAUUCCAAUGACAUAAGACUGCAACUGAUGGUUUAGGAGUUAUGAGCAAUUUUGUAAUUUUGAUCACUGUAGUGCCCCUGUCAGGCUGAUUGGGGCAAACCUUGGUCACAUUAUAGGCGGUGUGAGUACUACCAGAAGUCUCUACAAAUUACGGUUUGGUCGCUGAUCCGUGACCAUUUUAAUAAUUACAAUAGGCUUCAAGCGCGUAGAAGAGAAGAACCAAAACUAUUUAAAUAAACCAUUUUUAUAUAUGAUAUGCCACACAUAAACAUCUGGGAAUGUCAUUUUUUUUUUUUUAUUUAUUUUAUAGUAAAAUUACAUAUUUUUUACAGUAUGGCAUUAGGACAGGGUGAUAUAACUAAAAAUUUUUAAAUAUUUUUCAGUCUUUUGACAAAAUUUGCUAAGUGUGUUUGAUCUCAAAAUGUAUGAAUUGGCUUUAAAAAAGUAUCAUUUUUAAAAAUGUUUAAUGCUUCAUAAAAAAGUAAAAAUAAAUAAAAAUCUAUUUUGAAUAAUAAACAUUAAACGAACAUAAAGAAUAUUAAUAUUUAAAAAAUUAUAUCCAUCAAUAUAACAAUAUAUGGUAACACCGAUACAGUAUUAAUCUUCAUAUAUUUUUACUAAGACAUUUUAAUAUAUGAAAAAUGUCAUGCAUUCAUUUGCAUGUACUACUACCAACCAUGAAAACGUAAAGAGCCACAGCCUGAGCUUUUGUGGUCUACAUAUACAUAUAUAUAUAUAUACACUUCACAUACAGUUUUUUCUUUUACACUGUACAGAAGGAAAGUACAGGAAACAAUUGCAGGUAACAUUUAUUAUUCAUCAGGUUUAUAUACACUGUCUUUCCUCUAAUGCCAAGGAAUUUAUAAUACUGUAAUUAUUAUUUAAGAGUAAUGUAUAUAUUAAUGUAUUUCUGAAAAUUAGAUUAGAUUUUUUAAACAAUUCAGAUUUUAAGAAAUGACUUCUACAAACCUAGCCAUGGCAUUAUGUCAAAUAUUCUUGGAAAAGGUCUCCACAGUAAUGGAGAGUAAAUGCAAUGAGAUAAUGGAACUUAUAAUUAUAAAAAGUUUUAUUUGUCCAACAACUCGACUGUUACUUCUGCUCGUGCCAAAGGUCAAUCCACCGUACUAUCAGUUAUUUCUGUGACUUGUAAACAUUAAUCUUAAGAUAUUGGGAGUAUUGUACAGUACUUCAUGGGCAACCAACUGUUGAGUCUUGCUUGUACAUAGAAGUUGCAAGUUAAUACAAUUAAUAAAACUCGAACUUAAACUCAUAAGUCUCUUGCUGACUUUUUUGAAGUUAUAAGAAGCUGAGACACAAGUAUCGUACCAUUUACAUAAUUUUAUUCAGAACAGGUCAUAGUCUGAUUAGCAUAAUUAUUUUAUGUGAAGUGUUAUUGUCUUUAAGAAGUUCACUUCCAGUAGGAAAACAUUACA
Messenger RNA from Labeo rohita (rohu), 6365 nucleotides. Its product is annotated as hemicentin-1. The coding region runs from base 149 to 3496 and encodes 1115 amino acids. Gene Ontology annotation, biological process: homophilic cell-cell adhesion; dendrite self-avoidance; axon guidance. Gene Ontology annotation, molecular function: cell-cell adhesion mediator activity. Lineage: Eukaryota; Metazoa; Chordata; Actinopteri; Cypriniformes; Cyprinidae. The transcript has 20 exons. Gene Ontology annotation, cellular component: plasma membrane; axon. The record is from RefSeq and is a predicted model, not a curated record.